GACAAUCCCCGCGUGCCCCUGGUCCCUCCAGGCAGCCACUCCCCUAGAGCCCCUGGGCCCUCCCCGCGGCCACGCCCCGCGCGAUCCCGGCCCCGCGGCCCAGACCGCGCCCAGCCUCAUCCUGUCCCGCCGGCAUCGGUCGCGCGGCUCCUUGUCCCGCCUUCGACGACUUCCCCGGGUCCAGAGGCCUCCCAGUGCGCCCCCGGGAGCCACCAUGCAGCCCUCGCAAGGGGGCUCCGCGCUGCCCAUUGCGGCCUGCCAAGAGGGGGAGCGGCGCCGGCGCUAUGAGACCCUCUUCCAGAGGCUGGACCGGAACGGCGAUGGUGUAGUGGACAUCCACGAGCUGCACGAGGAGCUGGAGAAGCUGCGCGUGCCCCUGGGCCAGGAGGCCGAGCAGACACUUUUUAAUAGUGGUGAUAUCAACAAAGAUGGGAAGCUGAGUUUUGAAGAAUUUGUGAAGUACCUCAAAGAUCAUGAGAUAAAAAUGAAAUUGGCGUUUAAUACUUUGGACAAAAAUAAUGAUGGAAAAAUUGAUGCUUCAGAAAUUGUCCAGUCUCUCCAAAUACUAGGUCUAACUAUUUCAGAAGAGCAAGCAAAGUUAAUUCUUCGAAGCAUUGAUUCUGAUGGGACAAUGUCAAUAGACUGGGAUGAAUGGAUGAAUUACUUCUUAUUUAACCCUGUUUCAGACAUAGAGGGAAUCAUACAUUUUUGGAAACAUUCUACAGGUAUUGACAUCGGAGAAAGUCUUGCUAUUCCAGAUGAAUUCACUGAAGAUGAAAAGAAGUCAGGACAGUGGUGGAGACAGCUUUUGGCAGGAGGUGUGGCCGGUGCUGUCUCUAGAACAUCCACUGCCCCUUUGGAUCGGCUCAAAGUCAUGAUGCAGGUCCAUGGUUCAAAGUCACAGAAAAUGAAUGUAUAUGAUGGCUUUCGACAGAUGGUGAGAGAAGGAGGUUUCCUUUCCCUUUGGAGGGGAAAUGGUACAAAUGUCCUUAAAAUUGCUCCUGAGACAGCUGUUAAGUUCUGGGCAUAUGAACAGUAUAAGAAGUUGCUUACAGAGGAAGGACAGAAAAUAGGAACCUUUGAGAGAUUUGUUUCAGGUUCCAUGGCUGGAGCAACAGCACAGACUUUUAUUUAUCCUUUGGAGGUUAUGAAAACAAGACUAGCUGUAAGCAAAACUGGACAAUACUCUGGAAUAUUUGAUUGUGCCAAGAAGACUUUGAAGCGUGAAGGCAUAGGAGCUUUUUAUAAAGGUUAUAUCCCCAACUUAUUAGGCAUCAUACCUUACGCAGGUAUAGAUCUUACUGUCUAUGAGCUCUUGAAGACCCAUUGGCUUGAUAAUUUUGCCAAAGACUCUGUGAAUCCCGGGGUGGUGGUGUUGCUGGGCUGUGGGGCCUUAUCCAGCACCUGUGGGCAGCUGGCCAGCUACCCACUGUCUCUGGUGAGAACGCGCAUGCAGGCUCAGGCUAUGGUGGAAGGAGCCCCUCAGCUGAACAUGGUCGGCCUUUUUCGACGGAUAGUUUCCAAAGAAGGAGUAGCAGGCCUUUACCGAGGCAUCGCCCCGAACUUCAUGAAGGUGCUUCCUGCUGUAGGCAUCAGUUAUGUGGUUUAUGAAAAUAUGAAACAGACUUUAGGAGUGACCCAGAAAUGACAUGUUGAAUAUUUUUCUUUAGAACAACUAUUGAAAUUUUCAAUAAAAUCUAAAGUGGCAGAAUUGCAGCAAGUCUACAACAAAGAAUCAUAUUUUCUAUUUUUACAAAAGAAAAAAAUCUGCUCUGAUUAUUUCAAACAUUUGAACUUAGUUUUAUAGAAGAGAAAUGUUAAAAAAAAGUCUUUAAAAUAUUUUUAAAUGUUUUGAUAAAGUUUUGAAAAGGCCAGACAGUUUUAUUUUAGUGCAUCUUGUAAGUCCUUUCUACAAAUGUCCACCUUAAAUUGUAAAACUGAAAAUGUUCCUGUUUGAACUUAAUUUGUUUUGUGCAGCAGAAUUAUAAAUAUGGUUCCUUUGGUUGGUUCAAGUUUAAGCAAGUUCAUUUAUACUUUUUUUUUCACCUUGUUUGCUUUUGGUCCAAACCUGGAAGUGCUUGGUGCUUGCUCCUGACUCUGUGCUCAAGGAUCAUUCCUGGCUGGGCUCUGGGGCCCAUUUGUGGUACUGGGGAUUGGACCUGGGUCAGCCUUGUGCAAGGAAAGCAUUCCACCUGCUGUAGUACAGCUCUGGACCUUGUUUUUUUCUUAAAAAGAAAGUGAUUAGUCAAAUCUUUUUUUUUGCUUUUUUAAUUUUUCGUUUUCCUUUUGUGAUUAGUCAAAUCUUGAAACAAAUUGAUUCUUGUAUUUUGAUUGCUUUUGUAGAUUUAUUAAAAUUCCUCUUGGAAUCAUUAAUUAAGCAAAACUUAUUGCAUAAAAAUGUACCUGACAGAAUUUAAGUUUGUAUAGGCAUUUUUUCCUUGUUUUUCUUUUAGAAAAAUUAUUAUUAUUUUUAUUUGUUUGUUUUCUGUCACACCUGGUGAUGCUCAGAGGUUAUUACUGGCUUUGCACUCAGGAAUUACUCUUGGUUGUGCUCGGGGAACCAUAUGGGAUGCCAGGGAUUGAACCCUGGUCAGCCACAUGCAAGGCAAAUCCCCUAUCCGCUGUACUAUCACUCUGAUACCAAUCUUUGUCUUUCUUUAGGCUGAAUACGAAUGAAUUUAAGUGACCCACAUCUUAACUUCAGAUACUGUUGGUUCUUUUCCCCUGUGGAGAAGACUAUUCUUUUUCUUGAACAUGUCUCUCUCUCUUUCUUCAUUUUCCCAUUUAUUUCUAUAUGUAAAUAAAAUUAUUUUACUUUACUUAAGAAAAAAUAAAGAAUAAAUGGAAGUGGCAGUGGCAGAAUUAUGCUCAAAGCAUUUGAAUGCCCUGGUCUUUUCAUAUCACUUUGGUGUAAGGAGAACUGAUGAGAAAAUUAUUUUAAUGAAUACUUUUUCAUGUGAACUGUGCUGAGAUGCAGCUAACCUAGGGUGGCACAUUGCUUGUCAGUGUAUUACUACUAAAUGAUUAAUACAAGUCAUUUGAAGGAGUGUCUGUAUUCUGUCAUUGGUUUGAAAAACAUUAAUAAUAAAUAAAACCCUUUGUCUUUUGUUUCCUGCUACUUGAACCAGAUUCCUUUUUAAUCAGGAAGGCUCUGGGGACUAUUUUUAGAAAUCUGUAAUUUCUUAAUUGUACAAUAUGGAUUGAUCAUGGAUGAAAAACAUCACACUUCCCUUACACUGUUGAAUUUCUUUGAACUUGCAGUUCUUAAUUUGGACAGCAUAUAAAACUAGGGGAUUAGUACACGUUAAUAGUAGUAUUAAUCUUCCAUACUAGGUAUCUAUAUUUAAAUUAAAUAUAUAUGAAAUCAUAGUUUUUCUUGCCCCGUUUUGGAAGUUGUGAUAGAGAAAACUUAAUUUGUAAUAUUAAUUGUAUACUUUAAACAUUUUACUUAAAUCGUUUUUAUUAAUCAACUGUCUUUUAUGAUUUGUACAUAUAGAACUUAGAAAAAUAUUUAUUAGAUGAAGUUGCUUUUACUGCUUUUUACUUUAGUUCCUUAAACUUGUUUGAUGUAUGAUCAUUUCUGGUAAAUUACAACCUUUUAAUGAAGGUCUAGGAAUAUAGCUAUUGCUAUAUUUGAACCUACCUCUUUUUUUUCUGAACCAAAGAGAAAGCAUGGAUUUGCAUUUGUGAAACGUAUUACAAAACAUAGUUUAAUUUUAUUUGCUGUGUAUGAUAAAUGUAUUUUAUAACUUCUGAUAGGCAUAGAAUUCUUCAAGGUAUUUUUUGUACUUUUGAAUACAUAAAGACAAUAUUAAGGUACAUGAUUAGCUCUUUUUAAUAAAAGUAUGGAAUGAAUAAAAUUUUCAAGCUAC
Sorex araneus (European shrew) is the source of this 3872-nucleotide messenger RNA. It is a transcript of the gene SLC25A24, whose product is annotated as solute carrier family 25 member 24. The coding region runs from base 215 to 1648 and encodes 477 amino acids. NCBI's taxonomy places the organism in Eukaryota, Metazoa, Chordata, Mammalia, Eulipotyphla, Soricidae. The transcript has 10 exons. The record is from RefSeq and is a predicted model, not a curated record. Gene Ontology annotation, cellular component: mitochondrial inner membrane. Gene Ontology annotation, biological process: transmembrane transport. Gene Ontology annotation, molecular function: calcium ion binding; ATP transmembrane transporter activity.